UCCACCCAGAUAAGCAACCCGGCACCCCCUCGCCUCCACUAGAGCAGGCCCCCCACUCAGUGACUGGCGGGAGCUUCUCCCCAGAGAGAAAUUCUGGAUUUCCUUACAAGCAUGGACUCUUCUCAGCGAGGAUCCGUGGAGUCCAGGGACUGAGCUAGGAGGGAAACUUGCAGGGAGAAGCCUCCGUCUUCCCCCCAGGCCUCCAACCGGCACCUAGCCCCAAGCUUCCAGGCAGCCCGGGUCACCAUGCCGCUUGGGAAGGCUUGGAAAAAGAAGACAGAAGACAUCACCAGCGUCUACCACAUCAAGGAGAAGCUUGGGGCGGGGGCUUUCUCUGAAGUGGUGCUGGCCCAGGAGCGCAACUCUAAGCGGCUGGUGGCCCUCAAAUGCAUCCCUAAGAAGGCUCUGAGGGGCAAGGAGGCGGCUGUGGAGAACGAGAUUGCUGUCCUGAAGAAGGUCAAGCACAAGAACAUUGUGGCCCUAGAGGACAUCUAUGAGAGCCCCACCCACCUGUACCUGGCCAUGGAGCUCGUGACCGGCGGGGAGCUGUUUGACCGCAUCAUCGAGCGGGGUUACUACACGGAGAAGGAUGCCAGCCAGCUGAUCCGCCAGGUCCUGGAUGCUGUCUCCUACCUGCACGAGCUGGGCAUUGUGCAUCGAGACCUCAAGCCGGAGAACCUGCUGUACGCCACCCCCUUUGAGGACUCCAAGAUCAUGAUCACUGACUUUGGCCUUUCCAAGAUUGAGGAUGGCAGUGUUAUGGCCACGGCCUGCGGCACCCCUGGAUAUGUUGCCCCAGAACUCCUGGAACAGAAGCCUUAUGGGAAGGCAGUGGACGUAUGGGCACUGGGCGUUAUCUCCUACAUCUUGCUCUGUGGGUACCCUCCCUUCUACGAUGAGAACGACUCAGAGCUCUUCAGCCAGAUCCUGAAAGCCGAGUAUGAGUUUGAUGCUCCUUAUUGGGAUGACAUCUCCGAGUCGGCCAAAGACUUCAUCCGCCAUCUGCUGGAGAGGGACCCUGAGAAGAGGUUUACUUGUGAGCAAGCCCUGCAGCACCCCUGGAUCUCCGGGGACACGGCUCUGGACAAGGACAUUCAUGGCUCAGUCAGCGAGCAGAUCCAGAAGAACUUUGCUCGGAGCCAGUGGAAGAGAGCGUUCAAUGCCACGUCCUUCCUGCGGCACAUCACCAAGAUGGGGCACAGCGCCGAGGGCGAGGAACUAGCGGCUGAGGCCGCACCCCCAGAGUAGCCUGGGAAGGGGGACGGCUGAGGUGAGAUUCCCGGUGUCUGCAGUCUCCACAUCCAUCGGAUGGGCCAGUGCUGGAGAACUCGACUCCGCCCACCCUCUCUGUCCUUGCAUGAGCUCUUGGUGACACCUGUCUGCAUGCAAUGUGCAGCCAUCAGCAGCCAUCAGCAGCCAUCCUUCCUGUCCCUCCCCGCCCCCUCCCACCCCUCCUUCCAUCCGGCCAUCUCUCUCUCAGUCGAUCCCCUCUCCCGCCAGGGGCCGGCCCCGCGUCCCUUCCGCUGUCACCUCCCAGCCCCCCGGGACUUUAGCCGGGUUCGUGCCCGGGCCCAGGCCUGGGGAGCAGUGACGGCCAGGCAGCCCGAGCCAGGCUGCUAAGGGAUGGGAAGGGCAAGAGAGAUUCUUGGGUCCGGGAAGGUGGCAAGAGCCAGAGGAAAGGGGCCCUGCUGCCCAGGGGAAUCUGAAUGGUGCCCUGUGCCCGCCCAAUCUGGACGGACCCGGUGUAUGGGGUCAGAACUUGGUGUCCUCAAGCUCUGAGUCUGGUCCUCCCCAUGUUCUUCCCCCCUCCCCUUCUCCAGCAGGGGUGGCCCACCUGGGCAUGGCGGGAGGGCUGGGGGUGCUAUUCCACCCUCCUGCUCACCCAGGGAGGAAAGGAGCUGGAGAGGGUUGCCCUGGCAGGCGGGGUCCUCUGGGCUGGACACCCAGAGCUGUGUGGGAGGUGCCAAGGAAUGAGACAGCUGGCCAGGUCAAGGGCCAGGGGCUGAAAGCUUAGGCUAGAACCUAGCCCAGGCCUGCUGGGCCCGGCUCUGACGGGGAGGACUCGGCCUGGCCAGGCCCUGAGGAGGCUCCAAGGAGGAGCAGGAGCUGAGGGAGCCAGAGGGAGCCAGAAGGAACCAGAGACAGCCAAGGUAGCCAGGGAGACUGACUGCAGGCCUGAGGGAGACAGGUGGGAACUGAGAGCCGACUGGGCUAUAGAGUAGCGAGCGGAGGGCUGUGGGCUGGAGAGGGGAUGCUGGGAAGGGGAAUCUGGCCUGGAGGCUUCUGCCUUUCACUUCCUCCUCUCCUGCCCCAAAUAUUCUCCCUUUGCCCUCCCUCCCUGUCCACGUUGACCCCAGCGGAAGCCUUCCUGGACACAAUUUCCCUUACCCUGGGAUGAGUCACAAACCCUCGGGCCUGAGGGCUCCUACGGAGCCUCUGAAACAGGAGGAGAGGUUGGUUGGGGUAGAGGGCUCCCUGACCCUCCGGGCCCCAUCUAUUUCCCAAUCAGGGCCAAAGGAAGAAGAAAGACCGCAAAGGAGACCACCCUAGUGGAAUCGGGAGGGGUGGGGAGUGACUGGGGCCCUGGAGUGGGGCUCUCUUCACUGUGCGACAGUGUCCAUAUGCUUGUGAUGUCAUGCGGGCCUGGAAUGCUUUAUCGUGAUGUGGAAUCUUCUUUUCUUGGGAGAGUUUCAAAAUCAAAAAUUGCAAGAGAAGCCUGUUCUGUGUCUGUGACCCGUCGAUGUUAACUUCCCCCUCCUCCCUGCCCCACCACCCUAUUCUUCCUCCCAAGAAUAAAGAUGCACAUAACCCAAUA
Messenger RNA from Ornithorhynchus anatinus (platypus), 2815 nucleotides. It is a transcript of the gene PNCK, whose product is annotated as pregnancy up-regulated nonubiquitous CaM kinase. Gene Ontology annotation, cellular component: intracellular anatomical structure. Gene Ontology annotation, biological process: peptidyl-serine phosphorylation. Lineage: Eukaryota; Metazoa; Chordata; Mammalia; Monotremata; Ornithorhynchidae. The record is from RefSeq and is a predicted model, not a curated record. Gene Ontology annotation, molecular function: ATP binding; calcium/calmodulin-dependent protein kinase activity; calmodulin binding. Bases 247 to 1248 code for a protein of 333 amino acids. The transcript is spliced from 13 exons.